Molecule: messenger RNA, 354 nt
Organism: Melampsora larici-populina 98AG31
Lineage: Eukaryota; Fungi; Basidiomycota; Pucciniomycetes; Pucciniales; Melampsoraceae
Exons: 3
Coding region: 1-354 (117 amino acids)
Source: RefSeq, a predicted model, not a curated record
AUGCUGAGGCUCCGUGGCAAUGCCUCGAAAGCGUCACCUUGGCCUGUGGGCAAACGUAUUUGGAUUCCCGAAGGGAAGGCCGCGGCCAAGACCGUUCUGGUUAUGAAACAGUGUAACAAAGGACGCCUGGUACCGUUCUAUGGGAUGCGAGAGAUACGUAAGACGGAUCAUGAAUUCGCAAGGGGUGUGAAGUACUCGGGAGAAACCCAUCGUCGCAUAGCUGAGGUCACGGUGGCACCAGUCACCCCGGAGUUAUGGAACGAAGGAAUAACUGAAGGCGUGAAGGUCUGGAAGGAGGCAACCCGGAAGAAGCAAAAACCCUCAAACGAAUCUCAUGAUCCAAUCUUGUCAUGA